This is a messenger RNA of Fusarium odoratissimum NRRL 54006, 261 nucleotides long. RefSeq lists its product as uncharacterized. Lineage: Eukaryota; Fungi; Ascomycota; Sordariomycetes; Hypocreales; Nectriaceae. The coding region runs from base 1 to 261 and encodes 86 amino acids. The record is from RefSeq and is a predicted model, not a curated record. The transcript has 2 exons.
AUGAUGUACAUGGAGAACAUGCGAGGUUAUUUGGGGAAAAUAAGUACCUCAUAUGCCGAGAGGCAAAGCAAUCUGUGGUACACCUUCAACGGCCCCCAACCAACAAACCCUCCCCCAAAGUUGAUGCUGGGAUUCCCUUCCCUCGAGUCCAUUCUCACCCACAUAUUCCCCUAUCCCGCCAACCAAUACUCUGCCAAGCCUCUUAUCACAGGCUUCACGCUACCCUCGUGGGGCAUUUCCGAGCGCUUGUUCCCAGCAUAG